Molecule: messenger RNA, 3864 nt
Organism: Fonsecaea pedrosoi CBS 271.37
Lineage: Eukaryota; Fungi; Ascomycota; Eurotiomycetes; Chaetothyriales; Herpotrichiellaceae
Exons: 1
Coding region: 1-3864 (1287 amino acids)
Source: RefSeq, a predicted model, not a curated record
AUGUCUUCCCUAGGACUGAAAAGAGUCUCACUCGGUGAGGCUGCCGUCCUAGGAAGCCUGUACGAUGCACGGACCGACUCUUUUCAACCACUUUCAUUGCUGAGCCGCCAGCUUCCCGAGACUGCAGUCACUAGCGAGGCGCGUCCAUCGUCUCGAUUCAGUGUUGUCGAGAGUUCUGAUCUCAAAGACAAGUUUAACGCUGUUGGAGUGCACUCUUCUUUGGAAGCCAGCAUCCUUUCAGGACUAGUUGUUCCUUCGGGCUCGACAGGCGCUCUUCUCGACCGACAUGAGAGUAAUUUUAUAGUCCAAAUGUCCCUACAACAUGUCGUCACCACGUUUCUCGAGAAAAUCAACUUUACAAGCCCUGAACUGCAGCAGUGUAUCUCUCGAGAGAACAUACAGCAAAGCCAUGCCACACAUGUGGUGUCAGAGAUCACAUGGGGUAAUCGGAGCAUCCUAACAGCAAACUAUCAUAGAUCAGCAGGCGAAGAUAGGAAUACGGUGAAAGAACUACUACGAAAGGAAUAUGCCAACAUUGAACAAAAAAUCUCUUCUCCUGGAACCCAGACUGCAGACUCGUCUCAAUCCCAUGACCUGACCAAUUCGCUUCAAGUUUAUCUACGCACAGACAUGUCAGGAAGCAAUCCACUAAAGACCGACCUCGAAGGAGCCUGCCAAUUCAUGCAAAAUGUACCAGAUCAGAUCUUGGACAUGGAUGGGGGCUGGGGACAGCCUAUCGUUUACACGCUCCUCCCAGUGCACUGGCUCUCACUGAUUUUGAAUUUCGAGCCCAGCGGAAUCAUGGUCAGUCAGCCGAACGAGGAUCUUCUUUCGGACUACAUGAAUAUGUUCGAAGAGAUCAGGAACGCUCAGCGGCGACUCAAGGAUUACUGGACCUAUCUUUCUCGUCGGCGUGCUCUUGUACCGGAGGAUCAUAUUCGCGAAGUCUCUGACUUCCUUGCUCGCGCCAAUCAAUCAGAGGGUGUGCUAAGGCAACAAUACGGCGUGGCUCUGCGCGAUUUUCGAAAUGGUCGGAUGGGCUCAAGACAGCUGGGGCAAGUCCUUGGUAGAUUCGUCAAGAGCCCCUAUUCUCCGGCCCAGCUUACUGCGGUUGCAGAUGUCUAUGCUCGAAAACUGGCUUUCAUCGACGAAACAACAAAGAAUGGAGCAGCCUUCUUUUCCAACGAAUGUUCGGUGCCGACACCUCGUGGCCAUGUGUAUACUCUUUAUUUCAGCCGCACCGCUAUGGAUGACAACGCAACUUGGGGGCCCAAUUCGCAACUUACUUUUCACAUACUUCAGAGUGGCACCACGCAAACGUCGGUUCGAAUUGUGGACUGUGACCAUAGCGGGCAGUCUCUCGAGAAGUCCCAUAUCGUGUACCAUCGCGACGGCAAGCUGAUCACAAACGACUUCCAGAAACUUCAAAACUUCCUCGCAGACAAAUGUUUGAUGCAUUUCGACGAUGCCCAUCUUGAUACGUGGGGAACCAAGAAACCAAUGGAUCGGAAGCCUGUCAAGCUAUCUUGUCCGGGACGAGGCUGUGUACCUCGAACAAAACGUCAGUGGAUCUGUUCUCGAUGUUACUCUGCCAUCGACUACGGCCGGCGAGAUCACUACCUGUACUGCGACUGUGGUCGGACAAAAUAUCGUUACUGGGGUUUCAGGUGCAACGCACAGCAGCAUGGACCAAACUUUGAGCGAUAUGAGGACCGUCAACUUUUGGCAAUGCUCGAUGCCAUGGACCCAUUUGAAGAAGUCAAUAUCUUGAUCCUGGGCGAGACAGGUGUCGGCAAAAGUACCUGGAUCAACGCAUUCGUAAAUUAUCUCACCCACGGCACUUUGCAAGAGGCGAUGGAUGCAAGUGAAAUAGAGCAUGUGAUUCCAUGUUCGUUUGCCACUCAGACGGUGGACGAAAACGACCCUCUGCAGAGACUGAUUCAAAGGAAGAUCAGGAUCGGGGCAAGAGACGAGUUUGAACAUGACGCCUCUGACGGCCAGUCGGCCACCCAGAAGGCCAUCACGUACCCUAUUUUCGUCAAUUCGGUCAUGGUGCGCUUGAUUGAUACCCCUGGUAUCGGCGAUACCAGAGGUCUGGACCAGGACAAAGCCAACAUGGCGGACAUCCUGUCAGUGCUGAGCAACUACAAGGAGCUGCACGGCAUUCUGAUACUCCUCAAGCCAAACAACUCUCGAUUGAACGUCAUGUUCGAGUUUUGUAUCAAGGAGUUGUUGACACAUUUGCAUCGAAAUGCUGCACGCAAUAUGGUGUUUGGUUUCACCAACACUCGUGGUUCGAAUUAUCAUCCUGGAGACACCUUCAUACCACUAGAGGCUGUGUUGAAACAAUUCCGCGACGUCAAUCUUGGGCUGUUUCGCGACACAGUCUAUUGCUUUGACUCGGAGAGCUUCCGCUACCUGGCUGCUCAUAAACAAAAUGUCAGCUUGGGCAGCUUCAACGAUUAUUGCCGGAGUUGGGAGCAGUCUGCUACCGAGUCUCGACGUUUGCUCAACUAUAUCCGCCAGUUGGAGCCUCAUCAAGUGGAGAAUACUCUCAGUCUGAAUGAGGCUCGACGCUUGAUCCUCCAGUUGACCAAGCCCAUGGCUGAGAUAGCACAAAAGAUCAACGAUACCAUCGAGUUGAACCAAAGAGACAACGAGCUGUUGCGGAACAGCAAAUUGAGCAAGGACGAAAUGCUGAAGAAAUUAGACGUGAAGCAAAACUCGGUGGUCUUCAGCCCAGUCACUCGCCCAAAGACCGUCUGUACCAAUGCGAGAUGCAUCAAAAAGGUUGAUACUCCAGGCCCCAAUGGAGAGGACACUGUACACAAAGUCCUCUGUCACAACCCUUGCUGUCUGACCAAUGUCCCGGUUGAAAAGGUGGGAACACCAGAGUUGGUCAGAUGCGCGGCAUUCGCCGGCUCACAGCACUGUAAAGGUUGCAGGCAUCAUUGGACAGAGCACAAGCAUAUCCUGUACGAACACAAGGAGACAAAAAGGACCAUCAAAGAUCCGAAAGUCGAGAUGUUGUUGCAAGAGAAUGCAAAGGUCACCACCAUCAUCGAGGCUGCAAUCAAGGCGAAAGAAGCCACGGUCGCAGAGUUCAAACGCGAACAUAAAGAGAUUCAAAAGGCGGCAGUGCAGUUUAGCUUGUGGCUCAAGCACCAUUCCAUUACCCCGUACAACGAUGCCACGCUCGAGUACCUGGACCAUCUCAUCAAAGAGGAGAAGUCCAAGGUAGCGAUCGGCGGCAAGAGGCAACGGCUCGAUGCUUUUCAGCAGUAUCGUCGCGAGUACAAGGAGCUUGUCGACCUCUUCGAAUCCAACGUGGACAAGGGCAGGAAUGAAGAGCUUUUGGACGCCAAGGGCGUCGACAAACUCGCGAAACGGCUGUAUUCGCUGAAGCAUUACGGUGCAGACCUCCGCAAGCUGCGCGAUGCCGUGGUCAUUGCGCACACCGCAUCGAUUCGCGAGAGACCAUACCGCGUCAACGCGAGGCCAGGGUUUAUGAUAUCCGCGAUUGCUCCAUCGUCUUUCCGGGCCUCGAUCAGAACUCGCCCCGCGCCAAGUACCACUACUACAUUGCCUGCCAUCAGCCGCGCGCAAGCACCGCCUAUGGCUGUGUCUGUGUCUGACGAGAAGCAAGUCGUGGGGAGUGCAAGCGGAAGCGGAGCGACCUCCCUGCCCGGCAGGAGACAUGUGAGCACGCCAGAGGCAGCCAUCUCGGGUGCUCCGCCAUCUUAUUUCGAGGCCGCCGUAACCCCAGCCUCCUGGGACUUGGAUGGGAGAAUGAAGAACAAACGCAAGACAGCUCGGUCGUUGAGCGGCAGGCUGACCGAGCGGAUGUCGUCCAUUUUUAGAUGA